This is a messenger RNA of Pyricularia oryzae 70-15, 318 nucleotides long. RefSeq lists its product as uncharacterized. The record is from RefSeq and is a predicted model, not a curated record. The transcript is spliced from 3 exons. The coding region runs from base 1 to 318 and encodes 105 amino acids. NCBI's taxonomy places the organism in Eukaryota, Fungi, Ascomycota, Sordariomycetes, Magnaporthales, Pyriculariaceae.
AUGGAAUCCUACAGAAGGUUUCAGAUAGCCGCCCAGGUACUUUUUAAUGCAUGUGUGGAGUUAAUUAAUACCCUCCUGACCGAUUGGGAACGUCGGCGGUUAGCCAUCACAAGAGUUCAUUCAAUUCAUCGGAGCAACCUGGCCGAAUGGAGCAGAUGGAUGCCCACCAACACACAAACAAAAAGUAUUUUGAAAGGCAGGGAGUCUAGUCGUUCGUUUACAGUCGAGCUGACCAAGUGGCCAUCGUUUAAUCAAAAGGCCGCCAGCCAGCUGAUCUCGGCAAAACUCCCACGCAAACUGUCCAAGCUAGACGAGUAG